AUGGUAGAACAUUUCUGUGAAAAAAUGACCGAAAAAGAUGCAUCAAAAUUUCCCAUUCAUAACUACUCAGGUUUCAUGGAUGGAUUGAAAGAACAGCUAGGUCGAGACAAGUAUGUGUCUUGUACAAUUGGACCUUCCUUAAAAGUUUAUGUGAUAUCACAAUGCAUGGAAGAUCUUUCUGAUAAAGAAUGCAGAGUAUGCUUCUCUCAAAUUAUCAACGUCUUGGCCAAUUGCUUUCCAGCUUCCAGCGCUCGUGUUUAUCUUGAUGGAUGUUUCAUGAGGCUGGAGAAUUACAGUUUCCAUGAAGAAUCUAUCGGGUCUAUUGAUGUCACGAAAUGCGGCCAGGAUACGGAACCUGAGAAGGUAUUCAAAGAGCUAGUUGAAGAGGUGAUAAAAAAUAUCGUCGAGAAAGCGCCGAUGGAUGAGAGAGGGUUUGCAGUGUUCAAGGAGACUAGAAAUGGCAUAUCCGCAUACGGUAUGGCGACUUGUUGGAGAAACCUGGACAAAGAUAUGUGUUCAGAAUGCUUAAACGAGGCAGCUUCAAGUACAACAUCUUGCUUGCCAUCAGUGGAGGGCCGUGUGCUCAAUGCCGGCUGCUUUUUGCGUUAUUCUCAUUAUCAAUUUGCCAAUAAUAUGCAAUUCAGUAAAAACGAAAGCCAUGCUCAAAUAUGGUUGUACAUUACAUAUGCUAUUUCUGCGGUUAUAAUAUGCAUAAUGGCAAUUGGCCUGGGAUUCUUUGUGGGUAAAGUUACUUACAGAAAGAUGGUUUUCAGGAAAAUGCAAAAAGAGUCGGAGAUGGACUUAUCAGCAUUACAUAAGAGCUUGCAGUUCUUGCAGUUCAAGUACUCAACACUAGAGAGAGCAACAGACUCCUUCAGUGAAUCUAAAAAGCUCGGUCGUGGAGGAUUCGGAGAAAUAUUUAAGGGAACCUUGGCAGAUGGUAGAGAAAUAGCAAUAAAACGUUUACUAUUAAACAGAAAGAAUCAAAUUAAGGCGAUUUGCAAUGAAAUGGAUAUCAUGAGUCGAGCUCACCAUAAGAACUUGGUUCGUUUUCUCGGUUGCUGUUUCACAAAAGCAGACAGCUACGUUGUCUCUGAAUACGUUGCAAACAAAAGCCUCGACCGAAUUUUGUUUGACCCUGAGGAGAAGAAGGAACUAGAUUGGAAGAAAAGGCUUGCAAUAAUCAUUGGAACGGCUGAAGGUUUAGAAUAUCUUCACCGCUCUGACGUCCAGAUUAUUCAUCGCGAUAUUAAAGCAAGUAAUAUUUUGUUAGACUUGAAACACAGACCAAAAAUAGCGGAUUUUGGGCUCGCCAGGUUUUGCUCAAGCGAGAAAUCCCAUUCGCUCAGCACCCCCAUUGCCGGCACAUUAGGGUACAUGGCUCCUGAAUAUAUCGUGAACGGACGAUUAACUGAGAAAGUAGACGUGUACAGUUUUGGAGUUCUUGUACUUGAAAUCGUUAGUGGAGUACAGAAUAAUAAAUUUCAGUCAGAGAAUUGUUUCGAAACUGUAGUUACUAACACAUGGAAGCAUUUCCAGGCAAACACAGAAUCAGAAAUAAUAGACAAAAGCAUGAAGAAUAUGGAAGAAUACAGAGAUGAAAUAGAAAGAGUUGUUUGGGUAGGUUUAUUGUGCACACAAGAGUCACUGGUUCGUCGUCCAACAAUGACAAGCAUCAUUCAAAUGCUUAAACAAAAGGAUACUCCAUUGCCGCUUCCAUCGAGGCCUCCAUUUAUGGACGAAUGGAUGGAGUUAAUGUCACCUUCGGCAGGCUUGGCCUCUCGCCGCCAAUCCUUACAAAAAUCUUCAUAG
This is a messenger RNA of Pistacia vera, 1812 nucleotides long. RefSeq names its product putative cysteine-rich receptor-like protein kinase 43. Lineage: Eukaryota; Viridiplantae; Streptophyta; Magnoliopsida; Sapindales; Anacardiaceae. Bases 1 to 1812 code for a protein of 603 amino acids. Gene Ontology annotation, molecular function: protein kinase activity; ATP binding. The record is from RefSeq and is a predicted model, not a curated record. Gene Ontology annotation, biological process: protein phosphorylation. The transcript is spliced from 8 exons.